AUGCUGUCGCGAAUGCUGCCAACGUUAAAACAGGUGGCUCGUCCGAGCAUCAUGCUCCGCAUGUCGACCCGUGGCAUCAAGUUUUUGAGCAAGGACUACCCUGUAACUGAAGGAUUCUCCAAGUACAGCGCCGAACUCGAGCAGGCAAUCGCCGCUACCAUCGCCGAGCUGCCGGCCCCCAACAAAGUGUACCAGAACGCAGAUGGCACCGUCAAGGAGCCAUCCGACAAGCAGCUUCAAAGCGCGGCGGCUCUUGGAGCCCUUAUGGACACUUCGCGUGCCACCCUUGGUGAUCGUUUUAAGCUGACGACUGAGCAAGCCACCGUGCUCAACGAAAACACUGCCCAUCUUCAAGACUUUUUCCUGAAUGGCCGUCGUAUUCUGGACAAGAUUCCCGUUGAGGACCCCGCUACCGGUGAGGUUACUUGGACUAUUGUUCGCGAGAACCAAAAGGAGGGCUGGGAGAAUAUCAUGUACUACGGCUACGUUCCUGGCUUGCUGAUUGCCCUCGGGCUCUACUUCUUCCUGAACAAGGAGACCUUGAACGACUGGGCCCUCGAGGAGCUGCGUCUCCGUGCACAGGAGAAGUUCGGUGAGACCACAGACUCUUCCGAGAAGCUCUCGCCCGAGGAGCAAAAGAAGCGGGACGAUCUGGUGGUUGAACGUAUUCUUUCCGGCGACUACGACCGGCUGGCCGGCUUGCGCAAGGCACCCUCUAGUCUGCCUUCAUCUCUGCUUUAG
Wickerhamiella sorbophila is the source of this 741-nucleotide messenger RNA. RefSeq lists its product as hypothetical. The transcript has a single exon. Lineage: Eukaryota; Fungi; Ascomycota; Dipodascomycetes; Dipodascales; Trichomonascaceae. Bases 1 to 741 code for a protein of 246 amino acids. The record is from RefSeq and is a predicted model, not a curated record.